CGACAAGUGUCUUCUGCUGGAGCGGUAUGUUAACAGAGUACCAAGAUCCGCCGAUAAAAAUAACAACAAUCUCGUCUUGUUUUAUUUUCUUGAAAACCUCUCUUCACUGACUGUGACUCCUGUGACCACCAGUUUAUUUUCGAUUUUUUUACCAAUGCUUUCAGUCGCACGCAUAGAAGAAGUACGGCUCAAAGCUGCAUCCAUGAAGAUUCCAUGGCACGCCUGGGGUUGUUACUUAUCGCGGACGAGAUGAAAAUAUGACUUUCGGCACCAGGACCACCGGCGCGUCAUUUUCGAUUCACCGGUCGUGGUUGUGGUACCAUCGUCCAGCUAAAAGAUACAGUUGUGGCGGGGUUGUGGACGUUAAUUUCUUUUCGGAAAAUAAGGCCGGUGCCGUAGCCUAGAACAAGGAACAAAAAGAACCGGUGUUGCGUCAGCUCACGAACGUGGUCCACGAAAAAUAGAUAAGUUGUAAAAUCAUGCCGCUACUACAAGAAGAACCUUCGUCAUCCUUUCCCGCUGAUCUUCGCGACGACGUAUCGGCCGAGCGCUAUGCCGUCGAUCUGGAGGAUUUGGCGGGGAAUCCCGUUACGGUCUUAUCCUAUGUAAAAACGCACCCACCUCAUAGUCAAGUUGGUAAAUCUGCAAGACAAAUCAGCAAGCGUUGGCUGUUGCGCAUGACAGGUUUGGCCUCGUAGUGUGAUCCUGUUUGGCCAGGUCGUCAGCAUAUCAUGCUGAUUGGAGCGGUACAAAAUCCAAAGCGCGACUACAAAAUGCUCCUUCUCAUGGAGCUCCGCAUGAGAGACAUUUUCACCGAUGCCGAUUUGCCUGACAGCUGUGGGGUGGGGACGUUUUUACAAAGGAUAGGUCUGCGUCUGGGGUCAUCUGGUGGUCCGGAGAAAGCAACGGCUGCAGACCAGCACCACGGCGGAGCAACAGAACUCCACUACAAGAACACCGGCAACUACAUCACUUCAUGGCCUAAACGAUUACAACCAGACGAAGUUGCUGGUGAAGCGGUGUGACUUCGAGCGACUUUUGUACAUUCAGCACGGGAUUCCCGCGUGUCUGAUCGUUCUGUUCGAGGUAGAUCGCGAAACGGGACAAAUUUUCCUUCCCGAGGAAUUACAGGCGGUCGAGCGACGAGUAGGGACCAGGAAGAGUCGUCCUGUGAAGGGAAAAAUCGGCCGUGGCGAUAAUUAUUCCUCAGAGGGGGCUUGUACCACAGAGCAGGACGAGGAGGACCACUCCACGCCGCGGGAAGGAGGCGCGCUGGGCAAAGGAUUUUAUGAGAUAAAUCAAGAAGGUUUAGCAGAUUUCGACGAGGACGACGAAUUUGCUUGCAAUAGCGACGACGAAGACUUCUUCAAGGGCGAGGAGGACUUUCUCUCCGAUCUGGAUAAUGAAGAUUCAACGAGCAGAACUGACGAGCAAAGUGGUAGAACACCUGUAGUUGCAGCGGGAGGUCCGGGGGACGGCGCCGGUCCGAUAAGAAUAAGGCAAGCGGACGAAGAUCUAGAAUUGCUUCGGGACGAGCAAACAAACGGUAGUACACAAACGCAAGCCGAAGAGGGCGAGGACUUGAGCGAUUACAUCGAAGUUUAUGGUCCAGUUUCGCCAGCAGUUCUAAUGCCGCGUAGACACCUGGACGAUAAGGAAGAUGUGAAAAAUUUAGCGCCGCCUGGCUGGUAUACUAGUACGAGUUCUAGUAGUACUCCAACUUCUUCUAUAUUACAUGGUGGGGGCCGCGCCCGCGGCCCAAGCCCUAGUCCAACGUCCACCACCGCGUCAUCCUUUGUGCCGCCGGAUAGAAUAAACUAUGUGCAAGAUCUCGACGGUGACUUUCUUCAUUCCCUGCUUGCGGUGCCCGAAUACCUCGAGCCCUCGCAAGACAGCAAGCAGCAGAAAGCUCAGCUUUUUUCAUCGGGUUCGAGGAGGAAACAAGAGGCCGCCUGGCUGAAGAUGGCAAAAAAGACGGCUGCCAGGGAGAUGCAGAAAAGCGGCCGGAGGAACCACGGGCUGCUCGAGGAGCGACGAGGACUCAUGCAAGAGCCAGAUGCUGUUGCUGGGACCUCCCGUGAUGCGGUGGAGGAGCAGCUGCUCCACGAAGCGGCGAAGAGAGACGGUCGUUCCAAAACUGAUGCCUACAGGUUAACUUCUACAAGCAUGGACGGUAGCACAGUAGCGGCGCAGUUAGGCAAAGCUCCUGGAAGAGGUGGCAAUAAAGAUGCAGCGGGAGCUAGAGCUUGUAGUAACUUCCUGCCUCCGCCAAAUAAUAAAUCUUCGAAGAAGAAGUACAGGCUUCUGAUCAAGCAGCACGAGUUUUACCCUGAUGGGAAGCCGCCCGGGAAAAACAGCCGGCUCUGGAUCUAUCAGGCCAUCGUGGAGCCAAAAGCAGGGCCACCUCUUCAUCAAAGACCGCUUGUUAAUACUGCAGGAACAUCAACCUCUGCCGUCGCAGCGAAGAAACUGGAGCUCGAGUCGCGCGUGGAUUUUCUUCGGGCCUGGAUCUACCAGCGGGAAAUGCGGAAAUUUGCCGAUUUCCAGGCGCGGUUGGUGCAGGCCAACGAGCUGGCUUACAACGCCCGCAUGGUGGCGGUGGCCCACGAAAUCCUGGAGGCGGAACAAAAUCCGGAGAAUUUAAACAGUAUCACUACCACGCCAGCAGCCUUGAUGAACUUCCGUGAAGCUGAAGAUUUUCAUAAUGCCGAUAAUCUAACAACAGACCCAGCAGAAGUUGUUCAACGUCCCGAUGCAAAUACAACAGCAUCUGCGGGGGCCGGGGACAAGGAACACCACGGAGGUGAAGUAACUGCCUUGUCAAAAAAAAGUAGCGUGAAAAUAAAUGAUCCACUAGAAGCCCAGAGACUCGCGAACGCAAAGAUCUUGGCGCGGGACGCGCAGCUGCAGCUGCAGCAGUCGUUGCACUAUUCCGACCGGUACCUCUGGAACCUCUGGCGCACCGGGUUUCUUUCCGCUCGCACCUCUACGCCGGCGCAAUUCAGGGUCAAGCGGUCUUCCGCCAUCGCAACGCUCCAGGCCUUCCUGGAGUCCAGUUUCACGCCGCCUUUGAUGGUGAACCACUGCGACCGGGAGUCCGGAUCCAGUCUGUUUCAAUUUGUCUGCGCCGAGGACACAAGCCUGGCCCGGCUGAUGAUAAGACGUCGCGUGCGGGUUGUUAGGAGGAGGAAGAAAACUCCUGCUACAAGUACAACAAGAAGAACUGGGGUGGCGGCGGGAGCACAGGAAGCAGAACAAGCUGUAGCUCUCUCGUCCUCGUUGGGGCGUGAAGAUGAUCCUAGUACCGCUGGUACGACUGAUGUCGCAGGUUCUUCUCGUCCUCAUCCUGUGUUCUCGUCCGAUAAUAUUGGCAUGAUGAUAAACUUCAACACGGGCGGCGGCUCUAGCAGCAGCGGGCCACCUCCAGUACCACCAUUCGACGACAGCAGCACACUGCACCCAUCCGAUUUCUGGGUUGAGCACGGGGAGAAGGGGCAACUGUUCUGCCGAAACCUCUGGUACGACGGUGCCGCCGCGGCCUCUUCAUCUACAACUUCACGUAGUAGAUGCAGUACAACCACGGAGCCCCCUGUAAUCGUGACUGAGAUUGUCGUGGAGACCGAGAACGAAAGCAAUCUGGUGCGGUGCCAAGUGGGUCCCGAGGUCGUGGUGUCUUCUGAGGUGUGUCGACGAGGAGCUAGACAGGAGCAGAAAGACCACGUUUUAUUUUCCACCGAGUUUUACCUUUUGUCCACGUUCGCACUUAACCGGAACGACAAACACGGGGAAACCUGCUUGACCGUUUUAACCAACGAGGACCUCGGGCUGGAGAUUCUGCAGCGCCCGGACCUUUAUCCACUGCAAAAGUAUUGUAUUCUUCGUGUAAUAAAUGUUGGCAAUACAACCGCAAAGUAUAAGUAGAUAUAGGAGAACCUGCAUUUUUCACGACCCACUGUGCAUUUCCUUUUCAAAAUAAAAGUCUAGUACAUGUGAAAUCUGUAUUGGCACCUAUCUAUGAUAGGACAGUACUUUUGCAACGCAUAGCCUGGACAGAACGAUGAUGAACAUGAAGACCUCGUUAUAGAGAGGAAAAAUCCCCCGUCCCCAUAUUGAAACGGUAUGUUUCCAAAAAUUUGUGUUGCGGAUUUGAGGUCACAAAUCACAUCUGUCUUGCAAGAAGACAAGGGCAGAAGCUUCCGCCCCAUUAUGGAGGCGAUUUGUCACGUUGUUGGGCCUAGAGGGGAGCCGUUUGCCAUGCUGAACAACUAGACCCAUACGCCCCUACCUAGCUUGGGGAUCUGGCCGCAGUGCCUCCCUGCAAUGCAGAGCUGAUUUGUGGCCACAAAUCAGCAGCACAAAAAUCCGCUUUGAUAUGGGGAGGGGGGAUUUUUCAUUUUGAUACUCGUCUGGCCGGACCUGUUUCUCCCGCGCAGCGCAGCUCGGGUUCAAACGCCUCUGCUUCGCCAUUCUGGCGCACAAAUCCUUCGACCUCGCGACCUGCGACGUGGCGAAUUUCAAGGUUAUGCUAGUGCAAAUAUAUCCAUCUGGGUCUGGGAAUUCCUGCAAACGAAACUUUUGAUGAUGUGCCUUUCAGAUCUUCACACAAAGAAAAUUAUCCCGUCAUGGACCACUGCUGCAAGCGUAGUUGCCAACUUCUUGUCGCCAAGCGGAAGAGGGGAUAAUUUCUCAUGCGGGACCAUAGCCAUUGAAAAACCCUCUCAAUAUUACAAUCUGUCAUGCUAAUAUGGCCCGUAGCCGUAAGCCACACGAGACCUUCAUUCUCGAGCACAAAAAACAGUAUGACAAAAAGAAACACUGGCACUAAGUAUCAUCCAGACCCAGAUGGAUCUUUUUUUGCCGUUGAUCAAGGACGCAAAGUCGCCAAUCGGUAAGUCGGGUUACAUGAUCGCACGGUCCAAGGGCAUGAGUGAGGUGUGUGCAAAGAUUGACCAAAUGCGGAAAGACCGAAGAGACGCCGCGAUCGCCUCCGCCGAGGGGGAAAGUGGUAGCGUGUUGCCUGUUGACGGCGUUGGUUCGUAAAGAAGGGGAUUGCGACUGUUUCAAAUGAACUGUUGAAAAAGAACGAGCGCAGCAU
This is a messenger RNA of Amoebophrya sp. A120, 5095 nucleotides long. The record is from the annotation of a GenBank genome assembly. Lineage: Eukaryota; Dinophyceae; Syndiniales; Amoebophryaceae.